This is a messenger RNA of Aplysia californica (California sea hare), 1463 nucleotides long. RefSeq names its product cysteinyl leukotriene receptor 2-like. The coding region runs from base 116 to 1156 and encodes 346 amino acids. Gene Ontology annotation, biological process: G protein-coupled receptor signaling pathway. Gene Ontology annotation, molecular function: G protein-coupled receptor activity. The record is from RefSeq and is a predicted model, not a curated record. The transcript has a single exon. Gene Ontology annotation, cellular component: membrane. Lineage: Eukaryota; Metazoa; Mollusca; Gastropoda; Aplysiida; Aplysiidae.
AUUAUUUUACCUCUAUAAACAUCUAUCUUUCUUUCAUGAAUAAACAGGUUCCACCGACUUCCCAACUGUACAGGUUCAAGAAAGAGUCUCAUAACUAACUAUUAAUAAAUCGGAGAUGGGCCCCUAUAGGAACAAAACCUUUGAGCAAGUACAAACGUCAGAAUUAACCUUUGAAGGUUUGGUCGACAAGCAAGUCCUCCAAAUCUUUCUCCUGGUUUUCUUCGUCGCUGCUCUAGGAUCCAUCAGCUUCUUUGGCGUCAUCUUCAAUGCCAUCAACAUGAUCGUAUUCAUCAAACAAGGGUUCAAAGACACCGUGAACAUAACCCUCUUUAGCCUGGCCAUCUCCGAUAUGGGGGCACUGGUUCCCCUUGUGUGGGAGAGCAUCUGCUUUAACCCUUUGUUCGCCGGUGCCGAUCUGCCCUUCGACUCCCAAGACAUCGUCUAUCUGACAGCUGGGUGGCCUCACUCGUGCUUCUCACGUAUAACGGGAUGGAUCACAGCCUUCGUCACGUUUGAGAGAUGUCUGUGUAUUGCUCUGCCCCUCAAAGUGAAAACGAUCAUAACGCCCAGAAGGACGAUCUUCAUACUCGCUGCCAUAUACUCAGUCAUGAUAGCCAGUGUGCUGCCUGUCUUCUAUUCUAUCCGUCUAGAGCCCAAAAGUUUUCCGCGAAGAAAUGAAACAAUGUUGGGAUUAGUUUACGUACCGAAAGGUACCUUUAUCGAGAACAUUUCUAUUUCCAUCAACGCAUUCGCACAGUUUGCAUCUUUUUUCACUGUCAUCGUGUGCACCGCAAUUCUUGUUCAGAAUCUCGUACAGAAGUCAAAAUGGCGAAAGUCUGUUUCAACUUCAAGCGCGGGAGCGCAGAAAUCUUUUUCUAACAGAGAUAAGAAAGUGAUGAAAAUGGUUCUCUUUAUCGCCAGUAUAUUCAUAGCUUGUUUCUUGCCCAGCGCUGUCAAUUUUAUUGCCAUGAGCAUCAGCGAUGAGUACAGUAUCGUUGGCAAAUACCAAAACAUGUUUUUAUUGACUUGGGCGAUUUUUACCUCUCUAGCGGCGACAAAUUCUACUGUGAAUAUUUUUGUGUAUUACAGGAUGAGUUCAAAGUUCAAGGAAAUUCUGGACGAAAUGUUCAGUUUAGCGGGCGGGAAGAGUAAGUAACAGUGAUUACGUCAUGCAACAGGUUUCCUAGAAUUAUUUUUUCACCCCGCUGAUCUGCUGACCCGUGCUAACACACAUUACACACCCUAGCUCACCCAUUUGUUUUUCAGGAUUUUAAAAAUUUGUUAAGUCUUUUUAAAAUGUGUUUUUUAAACGCUUGUAUUCACAAGAGGUGGGUCCCUUUACCUUGCCUAGGAUCUAGAGGUAGACUCUCCGUCCAGACUCUAGGGUGUAAUGUGCUACUGUUUUCUCUUCUGAAGAUUAGUUUUAGUUUCAGUAAGAGUUUUACGGCAUUUGCAACACAAUA